AUGGCUACUGCUUAUAGAAUAAAGGAUACAGUAACAAAUAAUGGCCUAUUAAACCAAGAGCCUAAUGGCAAACAUCACAAUUUUAAUAAGACAACUAUAAAAAAAAUAGCGAAUUCACCAAUUUCAAAAUACCAUAACCCAAAAAAUAGUAAAUUACCAAAUAAAAAACCACCAAUUAGGACAUAUAUAGACGAUAAAGGUGUAAUACAAAACAUAUUAGAUAAAACAAGUGAGUUAUUUAAAUGCAAAAAAUUAAGAAAUUUAUUUAAAAAAAAUAAUAAGCCUAAUACUGUUAAUGAUAAUGGGUUAAAAUUUAAGUUUGUAUAUAAAGGUGGUAAUAUAGAAAACUAUAAUAAUUUUGAACCUCUAAACAAAAUUAAUAAUAACAAAAAAGCAUCGACACAAAUAAAAGAAAAAAGCAAGUCUCAUGUUAACAAAAGUGAAACAAAUAAUUUUAAUAAAAAAAUAAGUAACUCAAAUAUAAAUAAGACAAAAUACUUGAAAGUUGACAAAGAAGUGGAAAAUGAUUUAUCAAAAAGGCAUAAAGACGAAACUGAAAGUAGUAAAACAACAGAGUAUAAUUACAGAGUAGAAAUAGAUCAAAUUAAUAUUCCAUAUAUAAAAAAAUUAUUAGACAAAGCGAGCAAAAAGGAGAGUAAUGAAAAUAAUCAAAUAACAAGCUUUACUUAUAAUAGUAAUCUUUCACACAGUUUCAGUAAUACAACAUCAAACGAUGCUCAAUCUAAUUGUGAAAAUAAUUCCUUAAAUAAAAAUAAUAUAAUACAAAAGAAAAAGUCAAAAUUUUUAAAUAAUAAAAUUAAAAUAUUUAAUAAUUUAGUAGAAUAUGUAAAACCAUCAAGAAGCUAUAAUAUUGAUGUAUGCCAUCCUUUAUAUAAUUUGUUGUGUAAAAAUGAAAAAUCAUAUUUAAGUUCUAAUUGGCAUGAUAGAAUAAAUUAUUCUUUUCGAAAUAUUUGUGGAUUAAAAAAUUAUAUUCAUGAUGAUAAAACAGAAGGGGAGUAUGAAAGAAUCUUUUAUAAUGAGUUAGAGUUAUUUCACAUGUCUAGUAAUAUAGGAGCAUGUGGACUUAUAUAUUCAUUAUUUUUAACCAAUAACAAAGUUAAUAAUUAUUUUAAUAAAGAUCAGGAUAUUGACAAUACUAGUAAUAGUAUUAAUGACGAAAAUGAAAAUUGUAACAAUCUUAUUAAUAUGUUUAAAACAUGCUUUAUUAAAGUAACUGAAGAUAAUUAUCCUCAUAUUUAUAAUAUUUAUAAACCCAAAUUUGAUGACGAUUUAUUAUUUUUAUUUGAUAGUCUUGUUUUUACUGUAGUUUUGGGAAGUAAAAAAAAUAAUAUUAGUUAUAAUUUAGCAAGAAAAAUAUAUAGUAAUGAUCUUAAGGGAAAAAAUGUGUUAUGUGAUUGUAUAUUUAAUUUGAAAAAUGAUUCCAAAUUUUCUUUACCUAUAGCUAGCCAAAUUGAUUUUAUGGGUAUGCGAGUAAUUUCAGAGCCAUUAAUGCCUUUAACUAACGAUUAUAUCCCAAUUGAUGUAAUUAAAGACAUAUAUGAAAAUGUUGAAAUUACAGAUACCUCUAGUGAUAUAGAUAACGAUGAUAAUGAAAAUUACAAAAACAGCCAUAUUUUAGAUAAUAAAAAAGAAUGUAAUUAUAGCUAUAGUGAAAUAAAUUCCUAUAAAAAGUCUUCGGAAAAUAAUUUGGCGAACAAUAGUGAAGAUACUUUAAAAAAAAAAAAAAUAUUUUAUGAACGACUAAUGGUAGAAAUCGAAAAUUAUGAUCGUAUAUUAUAUGAUCAGUUAAUAAAAAUGAGUGGUUAUGUAAAUUAUAGUUGCUGUAUUUUACCUUUUGGAAUGUCAAAUUAUUUUGAAAGUAGAAUAUUAAAAUCUCUAAAUAAUGUAAAACUAUUUAAAUCAGUUAUAGAUAAUUUAUAUAUAAUUAGAGGAACAGAAGAAAUAUUACCUCCAAUUAUUUCAAACACUAAUAAAGAUAAUUUUAUUACGAGAUUGAGAUAUGAAUAUAUAAAAUAUUAUCACGAAGGGGGGUCUUUAUGUAAUACAACACUUGCAAUUAAUAUAAAACCUGAAAAUCAAUUCGAACAAAAUGAUGAAAAAAAUAAAAAUAAUAUGUAUCAUUUAAAAAAUGUUAGUAAACAAUGUUUUGAUAAUAUUGAUAAUUAUAUUUUACCUAAAGUAAUAAAUUUUAUACCAAAUUUUAAUGAUAGUUAUGAUAUAACUCAAGUAUAUCAUUCACAUGGUGUUAACAUUCGAAAUUUAGGGUGCAUAUUAAAUAAUAAAAAAACACCUGGAUACCUUUCCGAAAUUAUAUGUAGAGAAUUAAUUUGUAGAACCUUGAAAUCUAUACAUUAUGAGAAUAUACACUAUUAUAUAACAAAUGUGCUAAAUGUGUCUAAUUUUGGGAAUAACGAAAUCCAGAUGGAGAUAAUAAAUCAAAACAUUCAAAAAGCAUAUAAGAAUAAUUCACAAAUAAAAAAUGUUACUAAUAUAAAUAAUAAUGAAAAAAGACAUAUUAUGUUUUAUGACGAAUGUAACAAAAUUGAUGAUACAUUUAAUUUUGUCGACCUAUUUGAAAAGGAUGAUAAUGAUCAGAUGGGGUAUAGAAAAUGUGUUAAAUUCGAAAAAGAUAAGUUUAUAUGUUUUUGUAAAGAUUGUUUGAGAGAUUGUAAAAAAAAUCCAGAAUUAAUACCACAUAAAUUGAUAAUUAAUUUAAUAAAUUUAACCUUAAAUGUGAAUAGUGAUAGUAGUAUAAAAUUUUGGAAUAAUAUUCUUAUACCACAUUGUAUUAAAAAAUUUCAGAUUAAUUUAAAUGAUCAUAUAAAAAUUCGAGAAAUAGAAACAUAUGGGCUAUUAUCAUGUUUAGAAUAUCAUUUAGGUAUUUAUUUUAAAGAAGAUUGCAAACAAAAUUAUAAAAUUCGAUUACCAAUAACAUUGGAUGAUAUGUCUAAUUUUAAUUCAAAAUGUGAAAAGCAGUUAUUUCCUAAUGUUGAUGAUUUUAAACAUAUUUUUAUCCCAAAUAGUGGUAAUGAAAAAAACCGAAAUAACAAUAUGAAUAAAAGUAAACUAAAAUUAGAAAAUAAUGAUAUAAAUAUGGACUCACAAAAAAAAAAAAAAAACAAACAUGUUUAUAACUCCUCGAAUAAAAAAUGUGGCGACAAAAACAAUGGUACUGAUAAAAAACGAGAACGUAAAGAAAUUCAAAAUUUUAUGGAAAAAAUACAACAAGAAAAAGAUAUUCUUCUUUCGAAAUGUGAUGAUAAAAAUAUGGAAACAAUAAAAUAUGAAAAUAGUUAUAUUUCUUUAUUUUAUUCUAAAAGUAAAUCAUCUUUUCCAAAAUAUUCUACAUUGUCUUUUAGAAUUAUAGAAAAGUUAUUUUCCAAUACAAUAAGCCAAGAAAAAUUUAAGAUAAAUAGUAUAUUAGAAGAAAAUGUCCCAUAUAUUAUCAAUGUAAAAAAUAGUGAUUUUUUAUAUAUAAAUAAUAUAUGUAAUGUUGGGUUAUGUGGAAAAAUAAAAAGUUUAAUUUACGAAUAUAACAUUCCUUGCCACCCACAUUGUAUACUUAAUAAAAAAUUGAAAUGCAUAAAUUACGUAAAAACUAAAAAAUGUAUAUAUUUAUUAUUAAAUAUUAAUGCUAAUAAAAAUGUGUUUGAAAUAACAAAAACAUUUUUAUAUUUAGCAUAUUUACAUUUUGAGCAUGGUUAUAUACAAAAGUGUUUAAAAAUAUGUUACUAUAUUUAUAACAUGAUUCCGAAUAUAGGUACAUUAAAAAGAGAUAUACUUAUUUUAAUAUUACAAUGCAAGAUAAAAGAAAAACAGAUUGAUGACGCUUUAAUAAUUUAUAAACUUAUUACAAUAUUUAGUGAAAGAUAUGAUGGAAAAUAUAAUAUGAACAUACUUUUUUGUAAUAUAUUAUUGUCUGAUUUUUAUUAUAACCAAUCAAAUAGUGUUGAAAUAAAAAAUGAUUCCAAUAACAAUAUUAAUACAAAAAAUGAUAAUAUAAUUAAAAGUAAUCACAAUGAAGAAACUGAUAUGGCAGAUAGCAAUCUUGAUUUAAAAAAUAAAUAUUUGUUAAAGGCAUUACAUUAUUCGGAGUGCUGUUAUAAGAUAAUAACAACAUCAUUGAGCGAUAUUUGUUUUCAUUAUAUAUAUAUAUAUUCUUUAAUGUUAUUAGGGAAUAUUUUAAUGUCUUUAAAUAAGUUUCACAGAGCAAUAAAAUAUUACAGUUUAUCAUUACAAUAUUCGAUCCGAGGGAAAAUGCCAAGUUUUAUUAUUUUACUAAGCAAGUGUUUAUUAGCAGAUUCGUUAAAAAAUAAUGGAAAUUUUGAUAAAUCUAUUGAACUAGCAGAAGAGUGUUUAAACACAUUAAAAAGUUCAAAUUUUUGUUCACAUAAUCUUAUUCUUCAUGUCAUUUUUCAUUUGGCUCAGAUGAAACAAUUUAUUGGGUGUAAAGAUUUAUUAUUUCCAGAUAUUUUAUUAAAUAACAUUUCUAAUGUUCAUAUUAAAAAAAAAAUAUCACUUUCUGAUUUUAUAGUUUUAGAAAAAAAUUAUUUAAAUGAAAAAAAUAUAAAGCAUAGAAAUGAAGCUAUAGAUUUAUAUAUUAAAUUAUACUAUAAAUUAAUAAGCCUAAAGAAUUAUUCUGUGGUUGUUGCAAAAGAUAUAUUUGGAAAUUUUUAUACAAAAAAUGACGAAUUGCCAAAUGUAGAAAAAUCGAAUAUAAAUCAUUUAGAAGACAAAAUGGAAAAAAUAUUUGAUAUAAUAAAAGAGAUACUUAAAAUAAAAAUUAUAUCACUUAAUAUGAACAAGCAAUUUAUGAUAGCCUCAAAACUAUUAGCCAUUGUUUUAUCUAAAAACUCAUCAACAUUUAUCAGCGAAUUAACAUUAAAAAAAAAGAGAGAUCAAAUAUAUGAACAAAUUAUACAAAAUGGUAUACAUUAUAAUAAAAUGGGGGAAAAAGACACCAAAAAAAAUAUUGAACAAGAAAAUCAAUUUUAUUAUUUAAUUGAUACAAUUUAUAAUAAUGAUAAUAAAAUGAAUAAAAUAUUUAAUAAUAGGGAUGUAAAUAAUGAAGACAAUUUUAAUUUAGACUCUAUCAAUUUCCAUUUAAUUAAAAACAAACAAAAUUUGUUUAAUCGAAAUUGUUAUACAAAAGAAUAUGAUUAUAUAUCAAUUGAAAAAAUUUUAUUUGAUAACACAUAUUUUAGUACAGUAGAAAUAUGCAAAUAUUGCUACAUUAUGUGUGAUAAAUAUAAUACACAAAAAUACAAGGAAUCUUGUGCUAGUAAUAAAAUGUGUUCAAAUACUGGCAUAGGAGAUAAUCACAAAAUAAAUUAUGGAGAAGAAAACCCCAGCUUUUUAUUAAAUCCGAGUAUUUGGUUUGAUCUUUUGUUUUUCACUGUAAUGAAAGGAGUGUGCAAUCAUAUAGAGCUUAUUAUGCUUAUUGAUUUGAUCAAAUUAUUUUUAACUCCAAUACAAAAACAAUUAAUUUUAUUUCAUAUAAAAUCUUUAAAUAAUAUUAAGGAUAAUGAAGAAUACUCUGAGUAUGUCCAAUAUAUAUUAAAUAAUGAGGAAAAUAAUAAUUUAAAGAAAUUUAAAGAAGUUGACCAAGAAAAUAUAUCCAAUAUAUUCCAUAAUAGAUUAUUAUCUCAAACUAUAAAUUUCAUUGACAACGAGGAAGAAUCAAAAUGA
This is a messenger RNA of Plasmodium vinckei vinckei, 5709 nucleotides long. Its product is annotated as conserved Plasmodium protein, unknown function. The transcript has a single exon. The record is from RefSeq and is a predicted model, not a curated record. The coding region runs from base 1 to 5709 and encodes 1902 amino acids. Gene Ontology annotation, molecular function: protein binding. NCBI's taxonomy places the organism in Eukaryota, Apicomplexa, Aconoidasida, Haemosporida, Plasmodiidae.